AUGGAAAAACACGUUGUUGAACGCAUUUGUCAGCGUGUACUUGUUGAAGUGCUUAAUCUGAAUCCUGUUGCUAUUCCAGAACCUACUCGAGCUAUUUGGCCACAAUGGAAGAAACAAGAGAAGCAACAAGUGAGCCUUCGUGUCCUUAGUCUGAAUGCAUGGGGUCUUCCAGUAGCUCCCAAGUGCACGGAGCGAGCAGUUAAGAUUGCUAAUGCAAUCUCAAGUGCCUAUGAGCUCGUUGUCCUGCAGGAAAUUUGGCAUAUUCGAGAACGACAUCUUAUUAUUUCGAAAGCGCAAGAAAAUGGACUGCAUUAUUACCAUUAUUUUAAUCCAGCAGUGGGGUUUCCAUUUCCAAUGGGAGCAGACUCUUUUGGUACAGGACUCUUAGUCUUGUCGAAGUUUCCAAUUUCUAGUGCAUUGUAUCAUUCUUUUGGUCUUAGUGGAAGACCUUAUGCCCUUCAUGAGUUGGAUUUUGUAGCGAAUAAAGGUGUUGGUUUGCUUCGGAUUGAAACACCAGCGGGACAAAUUGACGUGUACGUGACCCAUUUACUUGCGAAUUACAAUGUAGGAGGAAAACCUGGAACUGGGGAUUUCUAUCAAUCGCACCGAACGGGUCAGAGCUACGAACUAACGCAGUUUAUUUCAGCUACGAAUAUGAAUCCAUUAGCUAUUGUUUGUGGAGAUUUUAAUUCAUCUCCUGCUUGUUUAGAGCUGAAAGUACCACGACAAUUGCUGUCUCUACGAGAUGCAUUUACCGAUGCAAAUGAUGAGAAGGACGGGUUAACGUUUGCAUCACCUGAGAACAAGUACUCACAUGGUGAUUACCCCAUGCGCAUGGACUAUGUCAUGUACAAGGUUAAUAAACAACCGACGGAUGAAUCGGCUUGGCAUUUGGUAAAUAGCAGCAUCUUUAAAGGCUUCUUCAUCGAUGCUCGAGGCGAAAAAACACCCUUGUCAGAUCACUUUGGCGUCAGUGCAGAGUUUACGUAUAGUGAACUUAGACCGCAUAAUUGCGAGCAACGGGAUGAUUUUGAUGUUGUGUCUACGAACGAAGUAGAACCAUUACUUUCGAAGGUGGUAGAGCGGUCGUGGCCAACGACGACGUGCUCAAACUGCGACGAACAAGAGCGAGAGCAGAGCAAGGAGGACAAGGCUGCUGCAGACGCUGCGUGCCUCCAAGAGGUACUGCACAUACUUUAUGCUGGCCGCAAUCAAGCGAUCGCAGCACGCCAAACUCGACUCCGGCGUGCCGUGACGUUCUUCGGAGCGGCUCUAGCGGUUUUUAUAACCCAAAUGAUGUCAAUUGUGGUAUCAAACUGGUCCUGGGUCGCCGUGCUGCUGUUGGUUAUGAUCAGUGUGACUGAGUACGUCUUGGCCUUCUUUUUUCUUACGUUUGAGUGCUCAACGUUUACUGAGCUCACCAACCAGGUGCAAUUACAUCUCCACGUACACGCGCAUCGGACAAAGGAGAUGAUUGUGUCGAAAGGUAGACAUUGA
Molecule: messenger RNA, 1497 nt
Organism: Peronospora belbahrii
Lineage: Eukaryota; Oomycota; Peronosporomycetes; Peronosporales; Peronosporaceae
Source: the annotation of a GenBank genome assembly